GUCCACAUCAUGGCCGAGGAACGGCAACCCGAAAACGUCCAAGAAGGCGCCGACGCGCCCGACGUCCUCCCGGCAUCCAAAGAAGACCGCAAAACCGCUGCAGCCCUGAGCAGCUUAGACGCCAACCCAUCCGAAGAUGCGAAACCCAAGAAAGAGGCAGAUCUGAAAGCGUUGAAUGAGGCCAUGAAGAACUUGGACAUGAAUGCCGCGAAGAAGCCCAACAACAACACUUCUGCCACUUCAACCACGGCCACUAAGAAGGAGGAGGCACCCAAGAAGCUCGUCAAGGUCGAUGCGGCGGACGUGGCGAUGCUGGCGGAUCAAUUGGAUAUGAGUAAGACAAAGGCUACGGAACUUCUCCGUGCGCACGAUGCAAACGCGUUGAAAGCGAUCAUGGCCUGGGUGACUGCGUCCAGCUGAGAGCAGCAUAUAUUCGUCUCGAAACGUGGUAAGGACAUACGGUGACUUGCGUGAAGCGGUCCAAUAUGCCGGCGCCUCGCUCAAUGAAAGAAAUGGAGACAAUACGCAAGCUCUGAUGAUUAUCAUCGUGGGACGAGGAAAUGCACCAAGAGGCAGCAACACUCUCGGCCCAGAUUCGACGCGUAUGAAUGAUCAGUAAUGGACGUCGCUAUAAACGACAAUCGCCUAUGAGAUACGAAACACUUCAAUUCUCGGACUGCAACGCCCAGCACAACCUCAGUCUGUCUAGCUGUUCUGUUUCUCCAGCUUCCCCUCACUGCCGACUCGGAAACGAACAGGUAUUCCACUAGACUGAUAAUGCUCAAAAUUCUAGUCCGUCCGCAUAAGUCAACCUCCUCCUUUUGCUAUCAUGACCGAGAUCCAACUUGCGUACUUUGUUUGCAGGGACAGUCUGUUGGAGGAGAGCGCUAGGGUCUUUCAGGUAGUCCGGUGUAGCAGGCUCAUCCUCAGUGUUCUCCUUAUCCGCAGAAUCGAACAUCAUCGAAGACUCCUCGGGACUAUCGAACACGCCUUUCAUGCUCGCGCGACCAAUCGAGACCCGCCCCGCGCCACUUUUCCGAUCUCGGAUGAUAUUGCCCCCGUUGGUUUUCAAAAGUCCCAUAGGCUCCAUGCUCUUUCGACGCCGCUUGGCUGUGCGUUGGUAAUCGUCGAGCUCCACGGCAUACUCCUCGUCGAAUUCUGGCAUGCGACGGCCUUGGGCAUCACAAUCAUUCACCCAUCGACUGUUGACGCAGAAUAUCUCCUGGCCCUUGCCAGAUUCUGCAAUCUGCUUAUUGUGAAUCUUCAGGGCCUGCAGCACCUUUGGUCCUCCCUCUUUGUAGACGACGUGAGUGACAUUCUCGUUGAAUGUCUUCGUUGUCUUUGCACCAAGGCGUUUCAGAAGUACGGCAAAGGACUGAGAUGCACAUAUGCCGUCGUGGGUGUAAACAUCAACUAAAGCAACCACGUUACGCAACGGCGCUGCUGGAUGUGGAGUCAUGGGAACCUGUCCGGGGGUCUCCGCUGGCGCCUUGAGCGGUGCUUUCAUUGGAGUCGAUGCCGCUUUCAGCGCGAUCUUGCGCAGAGAUGUUGGCUUGUGUGUUGUCGCUGGCCGUUUCGCAGGAGACUUUCGUGUCGGAGUGCGAAACCGAGUCAUUGGCAUUGCAGUGUGCGCUUCGUACACCGAGCGAGAUGGCAUACCAGGGAAGCGCUCUGGAAGUGCUCGUUGUGGGGUCGCCAUAUCUGGCAUCUCAUCCUCUUCCUCGCCAUGGGUUGACUUCCUCUUGUGCGAGGCUGGGCGGGUCACAGAAGGUUUCUUAGAUGGCGUCUGUACUGCCGACGAGUUCUUGGCAGUCGGACUGUUGAGUAGCUCUUCGUACGACUCUGCCGGCGGCAUUCCUGGAAAUCGUUCCUUCGUCGCUGAUCUAACAGCUGCGGGUGUCCGAGCAGCAGGCGUUCGUGGUCUCGACAAUGAUCGAGAUCGACUUCGAGAGCUUCGAUCUGUGCUGUUGCUUGAAACGCGGUUGGCCCCUUUCGCAGGAGAAGCGGUCUUGUCGAACCAAGCUUCAGCAGCAGGCUGUGUAUUCAGCGGCAUUCUUUCUCCAUCCGCUGUCCUCGGCCUGGAGCUUUCUGACACUGAUUUGCGACGAGAAGAUAUGGUUGAUCGCGCGUAGCGUGGUGUAGCGACUGCUUCCAGAUCGAGCGGUGUAACAUUGGAGUCUCGCGAAUCAUCAAGUAGCACUGGCGUUUCCGGCUGCUGGGGUAAAGGCGAAUCCAGCAUGAGCGUCAAGUUACCCUCGACUGUCUCGAUCUCUUCUGGGACAUCUUCAGCACUGGUCAGCCUUAUUGGGGACCGCUUGACGGUGCGUGGGCAUGUUGGCUCAUCGAUAGCUAGUGUGACGUCUCCUUCCAUGCUCUCAUCGUCCUCGAAAACUUCUUCGGCAGUGGCUAACUUGACAGGCGAGCGCUUGACAGUUGUAGGGCAGGUUGGCUCAGCGAGUAUGAGCGUCACAUCCCCAUCCAUUGUUGCACUCUCCUCAGAGAUAUCCUCAACUGUGGUUAACCUGAUGGGUGUUCUCAUUACAGGCAACGGAGUAGAAGGCUCGUCGCAUGCAAGGGUCAUAUCGCCAUCAACGACGGAGUUGGCAUCGUCGGCAAUGUCCUCCACUGUUGAUUUCUUAACCAUAAUAUUGUCGACAUCCGCCUCUACAGCGUCCACACCAUUCUCGAUUUGCUCUAGAUCGCGCUCUGCGAACGAAGACGCGUGCACGAAGUCGCUGAUAUUGACUGUAGCGUCCAAAGAUUCCCGGACAUCAUUAAUGCUCAGUCGUGGCAUAGAUAAGCUCGGGUUGAAUGCUAUCUCGACAAUGGACGAUUGUCGUGUGGCCCCAGCCCGGGCAGUAUCAUUUGAAGCCUCUCCGUUUGUGGAUAUCGCAGCAAUUUCGAAAUGCUGAGUUGCCUCUACCUUCGGCAGAGUACGGAUCGGGCUGGCGUCACCGUCGAAAUUGAAAGGAAUGGCGAUGUCAUCUUGAAGAGGUUCCCAUGCCACGGUUUCUGCUCUUGGUGUGCCACGGAUCCCAGUAGCCUCCACAGAUUCAUCUUCCGAUUCGCCCUCGGUCUCCCAACCGGUGAUGAGCACAUUGUCAACGGAUGCAUCUCGCGGCGACAUGAAUUCUUCCUCGUCGAUCUGCUCGUCCACGAUAGUCUCCUCUGGAUCGGGAGCGGGGUGCUCUUUCGGCGUGUCAUCAUGAGUUACUACUGUUACAUCAACGUCUGCGGUAGAAAUGUUUCGAAUCGAUUCGUCCACAAGCAGGCUCAUGUCACUAUCCUGCUCUUCCAAAGCCUCAGCAUCAUCCACGGUCAUGUCUGGUCGGUCGCCUGGCAAAGAUUUAUGCUCGCGUUGUGUAGCAUGAGCACCUUCGCCAGAAGGAUUAUCCGCAGCCCGCAGAGCCUGUAGCUUUGGGAAAACCAUGGCUCUACUAUGUGCUCGAGCUACUGUUGUCGGGCGAACCUCUGAGAUUGGCAGAGUUGGUUUGCAGUAUGGCAUUUGUGUUUGUGGAGUUCCUUGCUGCGUUCCCAGCACGUGGAAACGCCUCAUUGGUGUCUUCAAUGAUAUUUCGACAUCGGGUUGUUGGAUGCCCUUUGCAGGACUGUAUCUUGCCUGUUCACGUGGAUCACACCUCCGCAUAGGUGUCUUGGGGGCACACAGCUCGUCAUCCGAUGAGUCCUCCGCCUCUUCCUGGAGCUCAGCCUCACUCUCUUCAUCUUGUGCUUCAUUCGUCUCGAGUUCUGGUUCGUCCAUGGUCUGCUGAGCUAAGUCUGUUGGCGUUGUCGGUCUCGUCGACAUGGGCGGCUCCCCUUCAAGCAGAGCUGGUGAAGAACUGGGUUUCCUGGACGUUUUCGCGUUCGUACUCUCCAUGAAUUUCGCAUAGUUCUGCUCCUCGUCUGCUCCCACGCCCGGCUUGAGUGGUGGUAUGCCAGCAUUUUCAUCUGAUACAUUCCGCUUCCGUAACGCGGGUCGCCCUCUCGCUACCGGCUUCGCUGGCUUCGCAGGAGCACUCUUCAGCAUCGUCGGUUUUGCAUUAGUAGCCUUUCUGACUGGUGCUUUCGAGACUUGUGUGAUCUUCUUGGGCGAAAGAGGCGCGGCUUUCUCCUUCGCUGCAGUCGCUCGUGUCGGCCGCGUCGCUCGUGGUUGCGGGGGCUUUAGUUCGGGCGCCUGGGAAUUUGCCGACUCAGCCUGCUCUUCCUCUGAGCCCUUUGCUUUCGCCUUUCGCGUGUUGGCGGCACGCGUCGUCUUGACUGCUGCCUUCGGCGCCGACGUAGCCUUGGUUGUGGUUUUGAGUGUAGUCUCUCUCUUGGCGGGCUCCUCGUCCUUGCGAAAUGGUGGACGCCCUCGUCGCGCCGCGAGCUUGACCGGUGCAGGAGCAGGUUGUGCCAGUUCGUCCUCGUCGUCUUCCACCAUCUCAGCUUCAGGCUCCGGUGCGGCCUUUUUCGCUCGCGUAGCUUUGGCCUUUGGUGCUGCUGUUGCGGCGGGCUUCGCAGUAACCUUGCGCCCCGGUCUCUUCUUGAGCGCC
This is a messenger RNA of Sphaerulina musiva SO2202, 4532 nucleotides long. RefSeq lists its product as uncharacterized. The coding region runs from base 1458 to 2132 and encodes 224 amino acids. The transcript is spliced from 2 exons. NCBI's taxonomy places the organism in Eukaryota, Fungi, Ascomycota, Dothideomycetes, Mycosphaerellales, Mycosphaerellaceae. The record is from RefSeq and is a predicted model, not a curated record.